AUGGAGUGCUUGUUUUGGCGGCACCUCGCUUCUACAGUUAUUAUCGGUUUGAACUCUACUUCCAUCUUCCCUCCUCUUGGAAUUGCGAUGGCUGACUCGAUACCCUCGGACGUGAACAUUCUGGAGACACUUCAGCAUGAGAUGAUCGAUCAUUACUUCCUUGCUGCAGGCGGAGCCCUCUUCAUCUACGAUGUCUUUAUCAAUCUAGACGUCGAGCUCAUGUAUAUAUGGCCAGCAGUCAAUCUUCGGAAACGACCAAUCAACAAAGUGUCCGUGGCAUUCAACUUUAUGUACCUUGCGCAGAGGUAUCUGCCGUUGGUUGAUCAGGUUAUUUUGGAUCAGUACAUUCUGUUUGGAGCACCAAGUACAACAGCGUGUAUGAUCGGCUUUACGAUGAGUGCAUGGUGUUCGAUUUUGGGGAUCCUACUUUCUGAACUCAUGCUUGCACUUCGAAUAUGGGCUGUUUGGGAGAGGAGCGCGUUCAUUGGAGUCAUAUUGAUCGCGUUAUCCUUGGGGUGUUCGGCCCCUGCGAUGUUCUUUUUCGCGAGAUUCAUGCAAGGAAUUCAAUAUUUUGAAUUCCAUCUAUCUCGCCCAUCCCAAGACAUCGGAAGAUGUUUGAAUUUGAUGACGAACAGGGACGUUUAUAUCUGCUGGAUCCUGUUGAUGGUUUACGAUAGUGCUAGUUUCAUCCUGAUGGCGAUACCUGGAUUUCGAGCUUAUCGUGAAGGUGGAAGCUCAGACCUUGUGAAGCUUGUUUAUCGAGAUGGUGUCAUUUAUUAUGCAUUACUCUUCCUGGUAUCGCUGGUCAACGUUAUUAUCAUUCUCCUUCUACCGGUGAGGUUUUUGCAUCCAGAGGGUUAUACUGUAAGGUCUAACGCUUGUUUCCUCCCGCUUAUCAGCAUGACCUCGUCAUUAUCAUAUCUCCUUUCGAGCGUGUCCUUCACUCCAUCGUCGCCAGCCGUGCCAUCCUUCACAUACGCAAAUUGGCUUUUAAGGAUUAUACCGAGGCGAGAGACACAUCGGACGGGACGAUGACGACGGUAGAUUUGACUGCCGAAUUCGAAAUGUCGUUUUCUUUGAGCAUCUUCCGACCUGGCGUUGACUCUGAACUUGAAGCUCAGAACCCUGUGGCUAGGGAACAUGAAGGAGGAGGAUAAAAAAAC
Molecule: messenger RNA, 1163 nt
Organism: Marasmius oreades (fairy-ring Marasmius)
Lineage: Eukaryota; Fungi; Basidiomycota; Agaricomycetes; Agaricales; Marasmiaceae
Exons: 12
Coding region: 1-1035 (344 amino acids)
Source: RefSeq, a predicted model, not a curated record